CACAUCUGUUUCCUGGUCUCUGCCCUCGUCCUUUCUAUGUUGUUGUCUUCUGUUCUUGCACUCCUUUUUAACUUCCUUACUUCUCCUGUCUAGACAUGGUCUAGUUAUCUUCAAGCCUCCACGGCGAAGGAUAAUUACCAGGCAACGAACGCAAGCUGCGUGUUGCCUCCGUUUCACUUGUGUAUUCGCCGCCCCUGCGAAUGUCCUGCUGAUCAGCAAACCGACAUCUUCGCCUUCUUCUACCCUCAAGCGUCGACACAUACCUCCGCAAAUAACUCAUUUGGAAAAGGCUCAUGUCUUCCCCACGGGGCAUCUCGCCCACCCUCCCUCAAGAUGCCUCUCCUACGGCGCUCCUCUCAUCAGCGGUAGCAAGCAUUGGCGUCACUUUUCCCAGUCCCUCAUCUACCCUCGACUCCACUCUAUCCAUUGCAACAGCCAUAUCCUCGAGCCUUUCCGAACCAUCAACACCCGAUAACGGCGAAUGUCGUCUCCUUGGCCCCUUUGCAAUCCUCAUCCAAGGGUCUCUGGGCCUUCUCGCCCUGCUGGCACUUGUUUACAAGCGGUGGAGAGAACGUCCGCAACGACCGGUGAAGAUCUGGUUCUUUGACGUGUCGAAGCAGGUGUUUGGGAGUGUUUUGGUACAUAUCGCGAAUUUGCUCAUGAGCAUGUUGAGUAGCGGACAGUUCAGCAUCAGAUUGGAUCCGUCUGCUAUAGAAGGGAGGGGUUUGGCAGGUCUUGCAAAGAGGAUAGUGGAUGAAGAGGGCAAGUAUAUGCCUAAUCCGUGUAGUUUUUAUCUAUUGAACCUAGCGAUUGAUACAACAGUCGGAAUUCCAAUCCUAAUCCUUCUACUACGAAUCCUCACUGCACUCUUCGCGCUCACCUCCUUCGGUGCCCCCCGCGAAUCCAUCGCUUCUGGCAACUAUGGCAGGCCCCCGAAGGCCUGGUGGUGGUUCAAACAAUCCAUGAUCUACUUCCUGGGUCUUAUGGGCAUGAAGCUCUGCGUGCUGAUACUCUUCAUUGUCGCUCCGUGGAUCUCGCGUGUUGGAGACUGGGCGUUACGAUGGACGGAAGGUGAUGAGGCUCUGCAAGUUGUGUUUGUGAUGUUGGUGUUCCCGGUCAUUAUGAAUGCGACGCAGUAUUAUAUCAUCGAUUCUUUCAUCAAGAAUCCAGCUCCAGAACAUGAGCUCCUUCCUGAUGGAGAUGAGGAAGCAGAUGAUACUUACGAGGAUCCGUCUAGUGUGUAUGGUGAAGAGAUACAGAGUGGGGGUGGAGAUGAGGACGUGGAGAUACGUAUAAAAGCAGGGGUGGAAGCAGUGGCGGUGAAGAGUAAGAGAACAAAGAAUAAAGGGGAAGGGGGUGGCAGUGGGAGUAAGAGUCUGUCAGGCAUGGAGAACAAGGAUUACGACCCACAAUUUGAUGGGGAGAGUAGUCCAACAAUGGUAGGAAGUGCGAGUACAAAGGGCACAGAUAGGACUUUGGUAUCAAGGGGCGAAACGGUGGAUGGCGGGAACAGAUUCGGGCGAUAAGGCGUUGGAUACAGUACAUCUGGAACUCCGGAGAAUUUGAGGAGUUGGCGGUUGGUCACCGAGCAUGGAUUGUCUAUACUAUGCACAUAACUCUGGAUAUGGGUUUUGACACAAAAGGUGUUGUCGGUUGGGUAUAUCCUUCUUUCACGAGAUUGAUAGGCGCUGGGACGUUAUCUACUCUCGAAUUCCUGCAUCAAGCAUAGCGAGACGAGAUUAUUUCAUUAUAAAUAUAGUCCGUCUCUUGAUCUUCUCCUAAGGCUCAGAUUCCAAUAUAUAUAGAGUCUUACUCCAUACACUCAGGCUUAAAGACACGCCAUAGAAACAUGCUCCUGG
This is a messenger RNA of Amorphotheca resinae ATCC 22711, 1859 nucleotides long. RefSeq lists its product as hypothetical. Lineage: Eukaryota; Fungi; Ascomycota; Leotiomycetes; Helotiales; Amorphothecaceae. The coding region runs from base 294 to 1526 and encodes 410 amino acids. Gene Ontology annotation, cellular component: membrane. The record is from RefSeq and is a predicted model, not a curated record. The transcript is spliced from 2 exons.